Molecule: messenger RNA, 3768 nt
Organism: Aegilops tauschii subsp. strangulata
Lineage: Eukaryota; Viridiplantae; Streptophyta; Magnoliopsida; Poales; Poaceae
Source: RefSeq, a predicted model, not a curated record
AUGGCAGAGUCGUUGCUUCUCCCUCUAGUGCGCGGCGUGGCCCGCAAGGCGGCAGACGCACUCGUCGAGACCAUGACACGCAUGUGUGGCCUCGACGAUGACCGUCGAAUGCUGGAGCGCCAUCUGCUAGCCGUACAGUGCAAGCUGGCCAACGCGGAGGACAGGAGCGAGACAAACGACUAUGUCAAGAGCUGGAUGAAGGAGCUCAAGUCUGUCGCCUACGAGGCCGAUGACGUGCUCGAUGACUUCCAGUACGAGGCGCUGCGCCGCCAGUCUAAGAUUGGCAAGUCCACUACCCGCAAGGUACUCAGCUACAUCACGCGCCACAGCCCGCUGCUCUUCCGUUUUGAAAUGAGCAGGAAACUCAAGAAUGUCCUCAAGAAGAUUAAUAAGUUGGUUAAGGAGAUGAACACGUUUGGCUUGGAGAGUUCUGCCCGUGGGGAGGAGCAGCAGCAUCCUUGGCGGCAGACGCACUCAAAACUGGAUGACUCUAAGGAAAUAUUUGGAAGAGAUGGUGAUAAGAAGAUGGUUGUGAAGUUGCUGCUGGACCAGCAACAUCAGUGGAAGGUGCAGGUGCUGCCCAUAUUUGGGAUGGGAGGUAUUGGCAAGACGACUCUUGCUAAGAUGGUGUACAACGACAAAGCGAUCCAAGACCAUUUCCAGUUGAAGAUGUGGCACUGCGUGUCAGACAAUUUUGAUGUUAUUGCUCUUGUGAAAUCAAUAAUUGAAUUGGCCACAAAUGGAAGUUCAGCCAUGCCUGGGAGCAUUGAACUAUUGCAGAAGAAACUUGAUGAAGUCAUUGGUCAGCAGAGAUUUUUACUUGUUCUCGAUGAUGUAUGGAAUGAAGAUAAGAGAAUUUGGGAGGAUGAAUUGAAGUCACUAUUGUGUUCUGUUGGUGGACCAGGAAGUGUUAUAGUGGUCACGUGUCGAAACAAGCAAGUGGCCUCUAUAAUGAGCACCGUUAAGCCCCAUGAGCUAGUAUUUCUGUGUGAAGAGGAUUCAUGGGAAUUGUUCUCGAACAAAGCAUUUGGCAAUGGCAUAGAGGAGCAAGCAGAUUUAGUCACCAUCGGAAGGCGUAUUGUCGAUAAAUGCGGGGGCUUGCCUCUUGCUCUCAAGCCAAUGGGUGGACUGCUGAGUUCAAAGCAAAAAGUACAGGAAUGGAAGGCCAUCGAACAAAGUAGCAUUGGGGAUAAUGUUGGAGGCAAAUAUGAGGUCAUGCCCAUACUGAAGUUAAGCUACAAAGAACUGUCAUCUGAGAUGAAGCAAUGUUUUGCAUUUUGUGCAGUUUUCCCCAAGGAUUACGAGAUGGAGAAGGAUAGGUUGAUCCAACUAUGGAUGGCAAAUGGAUUUAUUCAAGAAGAGGGAACAACAGAUUUAAUACAAAAAGGAGAAUUCAUUUUUGAUGAGUUUGUUUGGAGGUCCUUUCUCCAAGAUAAGAAAGUGGUACUCAAAUCUAUUGUCUAUGCUAGUGUCACAGAAUAUGAGACAGUAGUAUGUAAAAUGCAUGACUUAAUGCAUGAUCUAGCAAAAGAAGUCACAGAUGAAUGUGAAAGUAUAGACGAACUGACUCAGCAGAAAGCAUUGUUAAAAGCCGCCCGUCACAUGCAAAUGGCAGAGACAAAAUUGGAACAAAUCAGUAUGUUAUGCAAAGGCGGAACAUACCUCCGAACUUUGUUAGCUCCUUCGGAUUUAUGGAAGGUAUAUUGUUCUAAUUUUCUGAGCAGGCCGCUCAAGGAUUUUAAAGAGUUGCUACAUGCAUCAGCAUCACUAAGAGCAUUGCAAUACCCCCCUUAUUCAAGUAACAUUUGCAAGGCCAUAAAUGCAAAACAUUUAAGAUAUCUUGACAUCUCUGGGUCUAACAUCGUUAGGUUGCCAGAUUCAAUAUGCAUGUUGUAUAACUUGCAAACACUGAGGCUCAUGAAUUGCAGUAUGCUGCAGCAGUUACCAGAAGACAUGGCAAGACUGAAAAUGCUCAUCCAUCUUUAUCUUUUUGGUUGUGUUAGUCUCAAAUGUAUUUUUCCAAACCUUGGUCUACUGAAAAACCUUCACACAUUAACAACAUUUGUCGGUGCUGGAGAUGGCCUUGGGAUAGAGCAGCUCAAAGACUUGCAACACCUUAGCAAUAGGUUGGAACUGUUCAAUUUGAGCAAGAUAAAGAGUGGGGCGAAUGCAAAAGAAGCUAAUCUUGGUCAGAAGCAAAAUCUAAGUGAGUUGUUGUUCUCAUGGGACCAAGAAAUGGAUGGUGAGCCUAGAUAUGUGGAAGAAGUGUUUCAGUGUUUAGAACCUCAUAGUAAUAUCCAAAAACUAGAGAUACGUGGAUACAAUGGCCUAGAAAUAUCACAAUGGAUGAGAAAGCCUCAGAUGUUUGAUUGCCUGAGAGAACUCAAAAUGUCUGGUUGCCCAAAAUGCAAGAGUAUCCCUGUCGUAUGGCUCUCGGUCUCUCUAGAGAUUUUGGUCUUACAGAAGAUGGAUAACCUGACCACAUUAUGCAGUAACCUUGAUGUGGAAGCUGAUGGACACAUUACCCCUCCAAUUUUCCCUGGGUUGAAGAGGAUGGAGUUGAUUGAGUUGCCAAUCCUGGAGAUGUGGGCAGAAAAUAGUGUGGGAGAACCUAGUGAUAUCUUGAUAAUGUUCCCGAUGCUUGGAGAGCUAACGAUCAAAAAGUGCCCCAAGCUUGCAAGUAUUCCGGUGAUCCCCAUCAUCAUCAACUUGAGAAUCAUUGGAGUUCAUAGUAGUGCAGUCGGUUUAGUUUUUAUAGGCAUCUGUUUGGGCUCCUGGCCAUUUCUCGUCAGAUUAGCUCUUGGGUUGCAGGAAGACAUACCCAUGUUGCAUCUAGACGCCCAGCAAAGUCAAAGUCAAAGACCUCUUGACAAACUGAAGCAUUUGUAUUUGGAAGGCCCCAACAGCUUGGUCACAAGCUCCGGAUUGUCCAGCUCACAUCUUAUGGUUUGGAAAUGCUUUUCGUCCGUGAAGGGGCUGACAAUUAGUGAAUGCAGCAAUCUUGUCUGCUGGCCAACAGAGGAGCUCAGGUGUUUGGAUAGCCUCCGCUUGCUGUAUAUCAUGAAUUGCAACAAUCUAGAGGGGAAGACUUCAUCAGCUAAGGAGGAAACCCUUCCACUAUCCCUGGAGGCAUUGACGAUUUCAAGCUGCUGCAGUGUGGUAGCACUGCCUUCUAACCUUGGAAAUCUUACCAAGCUGAAGGGUCUCAAUGUGAGUUGGUGCAAUGCCCUGAAAGCGCUGCCUGAUGGAUUGUGUGGCCUCACUUCUCUUAGGGAAUCACAGAUUUGGGGUUGUCCAACUCUGAAGAAAUUACCGCAGGGUCUCCUGGAGCGGUUGUCAGCCCUCAAACGCGUAAGCAUAAUUGACUGCCCGGAUUUGGAAAGACGAUGCAGAGAAGGUGGGGAGUAUUUCCACUUGGUCUCCCCUGUCCCACUUAAGGAGAUUCAUCAUUGAUGAGGCGUCAUGAAAAUUGAAGCUGCGAAGUAAAUCGCAGCUCGGGAACUCUCAAAUCCUCCGCAACAUGAAGGAAGCAGUGGGCGAACUGUAAGAGGAAGGAAGCCUUGCCUUGUCUCUCUCGUCCGCUCCUAUAUUGCCGCAGGGCGCCGGGGGAGGAAGCAAGGAAUGAUGUAACUGCAAGAGAGGUCCGCAGUCCCUCGUUCGGCCCCAUCUCGCCUCUGUGCACGCCACGACCUGGGAUGGGGUGGGGUGGGGGGCCAACUGUCGUCCUCAUCGGCGGGGCGCAGAGAGGGAAGGACUGUCAGAUGAAGG